Vicia villosa (hairy vetch) is the source of this 1251-nucleotide messenger RNA. RefSeq lists its product as uncharacterized. Lineage: Eukaryota; Viridiplantae; Streptophyta; Magnoliopsida; Fabales; Fabaceae. The record is from RefSeq and is a predicted model, not a curated record. The transcript is spliced from 11 exons. The coding region runs from base 1 to 1251 and encodes 416 amino acids.
AUGUCAAGGCCUGUUGAGAGAAUAUCAGAGAUCAACGAUGGAAAAGAGCUUUGGAAGAUUGUUGUUAGGAUUCACCACAGAUGGAAUGUUGUGUCCAACAACAAGGAACAUUUUGAAAUGAUCUUUGUUGACAAAUUGGGAGAUAAUAUUCAUGCUGUUGUUCCAACACCACAUGUGUCGGUGUUCACCGAAAAAUGCCUAUUAGGGCAUACUUAUGCUCUGUAUGAAAUUAAUGGAUUUAUUUCAGAUGUCGUUGGAAUGGUGGAUAGUAUUGGUUAUGCACAAACUGAGUCGGGCGCAAAGAAGCAGCAAAUUAGCAUGAUGUUGCGUGACCACAGCAACAACAUGUUGAACUGUACUCUGUGGGAAUCAUACGCGGAUCAGUUCAUCAGGUUUAACAAAGUUAGGGUUGCUGCAUCACUCCCUACAGUUGUGUUGCUUCAGUAUGCCAAAGUGAAAGAAGAAGGAAAGUAUCCUCUGUCUGUGACAAACACCUACAAUGUCACCCUUUUAUGUGUUGAUGCUGAUUUUCCUGUCAUGAAAGACUUCAUUGAUAGAAUGCCUGCGGAGAGCAGGAUUACAUUUUGUGCUACUGUCGCUACAACAAAAUUAUUAGUUGCGUCUCCAUUUGGAUGGUACUAUCGUGCCUGUCAUAUAUGUCAAUCUAUAGCGCGUGGGGACAGCCCCCCAUUUGAGUGUGAAGCUGGUCAUGAAACCAUGGCUGAAGUCCUUAGGUAUAAGAUUGAGAUUGAGGUUACUCAUGGGGGCAAAAGUUACAAUUUUGUCUUCUGGAAUAGGGAAUGUGAAAUGCUUUUGGGUUUAUCUACAUCCCAACUUCGUAACACUAUGAUUCAGGCUGGAAUUACUGAUCCACUGGACUUCCCGUUAGCACUUGAUCAGCUGUUGAAAUUGGAAAUGGCUAUGAAGGUUAAGUGGUAUCCACGCUGGAAGAACUGUUCCGUCGUUAUGAUUAUAAAAAAUGAUCCUAUUAUCCAGCAACUUAAGGAAAAAUGGGGAACAGAUGAGAUUAAAGAGAGUGUUGAUGAGGCUAAAACAGAUGCCAAUGAAGACUGUGAAUUGGUUACGGAGCUGGAAAUUACUUCUGAGCACAAGCCUGAUGCUGUCACACCUCCUGGUAAGAGGCAUUUUCCUGCUGCAUCAAGUGAAUCCACUGAUUUGGAGGGAUUACAUGAUGGAGAACUGUCAUCAAACAAGCUGAAGAAGAUAAUUAAAAUGGAGAAGAUUGAUUAG